Messenger RNA from Entamoeba invadens IP1, 765 nucleotides. RefSeq lists its product as hypothetical. The coding region runs from base 1 to 765 and encodes 254 amino acids. The record is from RefSeq and is a predicted model, not a curated record. The transcript has 2 exons. NCBI's taxonomy places the organism in Eukaryota, Evosea, Mastigamoebida, Endamoebidae.
AUGGAAACUGCUCAUCGAACGGGAUUUUCAACGAUAAUGAACCCAACAUAUUUUGCUCUUGCAAGUGCAUUUGGGGUGUUUGUAGUCUCUUUAAUCCAAAAAAUACACCAUAAGAUAAUAGUGAUGGUUUAUCCAUUCACUCUUAUAAUAAAUGCAUUUGUCUUUUAUAAGUCACUUUAUCUCUUGAUUGUAAUAGCAAAGGUAUAUAUGAACGACACGUUAUGUAGUAAGAAUGGGAACAAAUACAAUGGGAUCAGUGGACACUACUUUACUUAUGUCUUUCUCUACGUCGUUUUGUUUCACCUUUUAAACACCAUCCAAUACACAAUCAAGUCACCUCUUAAGACAGUAUGCUGGGAAUGUAUAGAAUAUCCCUUACCGUUAAAGAAUGCUCUUCUGACGUGGUCUUCAGUCAUUCAAUUUCAACCAUCGUUCCAAAUGACUCUAGCUUUACUCUUGACAUUCUCGUACAGCGUCUUUGCUUGGGGAAGUUUAACUGACACGAUAGUCAUUGGCUACCACACACCACAACAAACUCUUUUGGGUCUCAUUUUUGCGAUAUUGGCAGUAUUGUUGUAUUUACUCUUCGUCGAAAUUCCUUUUGUCUUUCAAGCACUUCUGAACUUUGUAUCACUCACUAUUCUGACACUUGCACUUUCGUUCGUUAAAAAUCAAAACGCAGCGGAUUACACUGUCGUUGUCGCUGUUGUUGCGGUGGUCCUUUCUGUAAUAAACAAACAAUGCGACAAAAUGGAAAAUCGGUAA